This is a messenger RNA of Aethina tumida (small hive beetle), 1863 nucleotides long. It is a transcript of the gene RanGAP, whose product is annotated as ran GTPase-activating protein 1. NCBI's taxonomy places the organism in Eukaryota, Metazoa, Arthropoda, Insecta, Coleoptera, Nitidulidae. Gene Ontology annotation, cellular component: cytosol; nucleus; perinuclear region of cytoplasm. The record is from RefSeq and is a predicted model, not a curated record. Bases 99 to 1784 code for a protein of 561 amino acids. The transcript has 7 exons. Gene Ontology annotation, biological process: nucleocytoplasmic transport; signal transduction; activation of GTPase activity. Gene Ontology annotation, molecular function: small GTPase binding; GTPase activator activity.
CUUAAACGCACUUUUGUGUUUUGUAUUCAAAUUUAACGUUUUCUUACAACACCUGCCCUUUUAACACGCUUUACAUCGGAUAUAAAAAUUGCUAAAAAAUGUCAAUUAGCGUAACUGCUUUAACUUCCGCUUUGGAAACUACACGUGUGUCACCAAAUGGCCUUAGUUUCGCCGGCAAAUCUCUUAAAUUAAACAAUGAAGAUGACGCCAAAGGAAUUAUAGAGGACAUUAACAAGUGUACAGAUCUUCAGUACUUAAACCUAGAAGGAAAUACUCUUGGUGUGGAUGCCGCUAAAGGCAUAGCUAAAGCAUUAGAGAAACACAAGGAGUUUAAAAGAGCAUUAUGGAAAGAUAUGUUUACAGGAAGGAUGAAAGAGGAGAUUCCAAAGGCUUUGGAAUUCCUUGGCAAUGGUUUAGUCACUGCUGGCGCACGCCUCACGGAACUAGACCUAAGUGACAAUGCAUUUGGGCCUAUUGGUGUAAGAGGUUUAGCAUUUUUGUUGAAAAGCUCAUCAUGUUAUGCUUUAGAAGAACUAAGACUAAAUAACAAUGGUUUGGGUAUAACUGGAGGUAAAUUAUUGGCAGAAGCACUCACAGAAUGCUAUAACUGCAGUAAAAAACAAGGUAAACCUCUUGCCCUAAAAGUAUUUAUUGCUGGAAGAAAUCGACUUGAAAAUGAAGGUGCCAAAGCACUGUCUGAAGUAUUUAAGUUGAUUGGUACAUUGGAAGAAGUUGCCAUGCCCCAAAAUGGAAUUUACCAUGUAGGUAUAUCAGCAUUGUCAAGUGCCUUUACAGUAAACCCAAAUCUGGAAAUUUUGAACUUGAAUGAUAACACUUUGACACACAAAGGAGCAGAAGCUAUUGCAAAAGCUCUGCCCAAGUUACAAAAAUUGAAGGUCAUCAAUUUUGGUGACUGUUUAUUGAAAACAAAAGGUGCCAGUUACUUGGCCAAGGCACUAGAAAACGCCCAUCCGAAUUUGGAGGAACUUAUUUUGGACUCCAAUGAAAUCAGUAAAGAAGGUGGUCUGGAAAUAGUUAAAGCUGUGGCCAACAAAUCCAAAUUAAAGAGGCUGGUUUUGGACUCAAAUCAAUUUGGAGAAAAUGGAUUGGAGGAGAUCAAUAAAAGACUGAAAGAUAUAGGUAAAUUCAAUGUUGCCAGCAUAGAAGACAAUGAAGAGAGUGAUGAUGAAGAUGAAUCAGAUGAAAGUGAAGAGGAGGAUGAGUCAGAAGGCAGUGAAGUAGAAAAUGAACAAGCAGAUGAAGUCAUUGAAGUAUUGAAUACAUCCAAGUUGGUAAAUGUUACUGUAGACCAGUUUUUACAAUCCCCCUCAGCAGAUAAUUUUAUUGGACUUGGAGAAAAACGUGGAGACUUGCUCUUGAAUUCUGUUAUGAAAUCUGGCAAUAUUAACAUUGAAACAUUUAUCCCAACUUUAAUGAAGGUGUCAGGUUUAAGCACAGAUUCCAAAAAGGAAGUCGCUAACGCUUCCCUAAAAUGUGUUGAACAGUUAUAUAAGGAACUUUUUAUUUGGUCAGAAAAAUCUGAAAACACAUCCAUUGUUAAUAAUACUUUGCUCGUACAUCUUGGUUUGAUUAAGAGUGAAGAUAAAAAAUUUAAACCUACAUGGAACAUUGAAAGUUGCUUCAAGGCAUUGGAAACAAUACUUGGCAAAAAUUAUGUGCCCCAAAAUACAAAGGAUGCCAUUAAAGCUUUCAUGCAAAGGGAUAUUGAAAAUAAUGGAUCUUUUCUUGCUACAAAGCAACAAAUUUUAUUAUCCCUGGCAUAAAUUACAUAAAUUAUGCACUUGUUCACAGAUAUAAUUUAACGUUUACUGUAUUCCAAAUAAAUAUAUACUUGAUAAUUAA